GCUUCAUUUCCAUGUCGGUUGCUACGCUGAACACGAAGCCUCUUCUACAGAAGAAAUAGAAACAAUCAACUAUCGUAUAUAACCAGGUGCAGUCGAAAACUAGCUUCAUUCAGCGAAAUCUGUUGAGAUGUGGAACAAACCAAGCCUGGGAAUCUUUCUCCUCUAUCUGAUGGCCAGCGGGGGGAGCGCGUUGCCCGCCGACGUAGCCAGAUACAAUAAAUUGGGACAAAGCCCAACAAAGCCAGCCAGCCUGAACUGCAGUGCGGCGACCACGACCAAUCGGUUGGGUCUGGACACUGAGAGCACCCCGUCACCACCGGAAUUCGAGUACGCCCUGCUCGGUCAGGAUCCUAAGGAUCAGCAUUGGUAUCGCGUCAGUCUCACGCCCACGAAGAACCAGACGGGGUAUCGGGCCCAGUUCGCCACCCGGAAGCAGCCGCCCUUCGACGACCAAGUGGCGCACAAGCAUGACAGGACCAUUGGCGAGCUGCUGGAUUGGCUGGACCAUUCCGAGGAACGCAAACUCCUGCAAGUGUACCGGGACGUGUUGGACGACGAGCAGAGGGAAACAAAUCAAAGGCUAGAUAAUGAAGUCCGCAGUGAAAGCGACUUAAGGCCCACAAAGAGCAACCAUCAGCUGCACCUGGUGGGAGAGGAGACGACAACCCCGGCUCAAAGUCCGAAUGAAAGUGAGCCGAAGGCAGUCCAGAACUUUGUAUACUUUAUAAAGGGACUGGAAUGAUUCCGAAGAAAAGCAUUUUCCGAUUUUAAUUUACUCCAAAACUUUUUACAAUGAAUUAUUUGAAACCCUAUUAUGUUCUUCAAAGAAAUUUUAUAAAUCUGCAUAUAGAAACCAAAAAAUAUUAGUAAAGUUCCUUUAAAUUUC
Messenger RNA from Drosophila pseudoobscura, 886 nucleotides. RefSeq lists its product as uncharacterized. The record is from RefSeq and is a predicted model, not a curated record. The coding region runs from base 128 to 742 and encodes 204 amino acids. The transcript is spliced from 2 exons. Lineage: Eukaryota; Metazoa; Arthropoda; Insecta; Diptera; Drosophilidae.